CUGGACCGGUGCUGUGACACAAAUAGCACGUGAUGACUGGCCAGCAUGCCACGUACACUCCAGCUGCCACCUGGUUUACAGCACCAGAGCCCCUGUCACAUUCACUGCUGGAGAUCUGCACCAGAGACAUGGCAGGCCUGCUGUGUGGGACCAAAAGGAAGAAGCAAGUGAGCGACCUGCACGAAGAGGGAAAGAAUGCCAUCAACUCUCCUCUCCAGCCCUCCAGCAUAGACAUCCACCCGGAGGACACCAUGCUCGAAGAGAACGCAGAAAGAAGUAUGAUUGACCCCACCUCAAAAGAAGAUCCCAAGUUUAAAGAACUGCUUCGGGUUUUGAUUGACUGGAUUAAUAACGAGCUGGAGGAAGACAGAAUCAUCGUGAAGGACCUGGAGGAGGAUCUGUAUGAUGGACAGGUGUUGCAGAAGCUGUUUGAGAAGCUCUCGGGGUGCAAGCUGAACGUAGCUGAAGUGACCCAGUCGGAAAUCGGUCAGAAGCAGAAGCUGCAGACAGUUCUGGAGGCCGUGAACGAGCUGCUGCGUCCCAACGGCUGGUCCAUCGAGUGGAGCGUGGAUUCUAUCCACUGUAAAAACCUGAUCUCUAUCGUGUACCUCCUGGUGGGUCUGGCCAUGCAUUUCCAGGCUCCCAUCCGACUCCCAGAGCACGUGUCUGUGCAGCUAGUCGUUGUGAAGAAAAGAGAAGGCCUGCUUCAGUCAUCGCAUGUCACCAAGGAGCUCACCACCACUACAGAGAUGAUGAUGGGGAGAUUUGAAAGAGAUGCUUUUGAUACUCUGCUUGACCAUGCUCCUGAUAAACUCAGCGUUGUUAAAAAGUCUCUUAUUACCUUUGUGAACAAGCACCUAAACAAACUGAACCUGGAGGUGACCGAGCUGGAGACACAGUUUGCAGAUGGGGUGUAUCUGGUUUUGCUGAUGGGAUUGCUGGAGGAUUACUUUGUCCCCCUGCACAACUUCUUUUUGACUCCGGAGAGUGUUGAGCAGAAGGUUCUUAAUGUUUCCUUUGCCUUUGAGCUGAUGCAGGAUGGAGGGCUGAAGAAACCUAAAGCACGUCCUGAAGACGUUGUCAAUUUGAAUCUCAAAUCCACCCUGAGGGUUCUGUAUAACCUGUUCACGAACUACAAAAACGCAGAGUAACCACUGGAGGGCGCUGUGUACAGCUACAAAUACAACUCUCAGGAAGACCAGCCAUCAUCUCAGUACUGCUAAUGGAGACGAGCAUAGCCACACUGGAAUACAAGGGUUUGAAUGAAGGAGUAGACUCAUUUCUAGCUCUUCAAUUAAAUUAGUAGACUUUGCUUUCUCUCUCUCUCUCUCUCUCUCUUUCUCUCUUUCUCGUGUCUGCUGUAUCCUGGCACAGUCAUGCAAGCGUGCUAGGACAUGAGUUGUACUGUAAUUUGUACUAUAUCUUCUUCUUUUUGUACCUUCUCUAUGCAAUUGCCUUGGUUUUAUUUAUGCAAAGGUGUUUUUUGUUGAAAGGAGAGUGCUGAAAAUGAACUAAAAUGUUCCUGUUUUUUGUACUAAUUUGUAGUUUCUUAGUGUUGCAUUACUGAAGUGUGCUCAUAAGCUUUAGUGAGACAGGAAACAUGUGUUUUGUUGCUACAUUUAAAACGGAUGCCUUCUCACUAACUGCUGCUAUAAUAGCUUCUCUUAGUUGCUAUACAUAUGAGAAUGUGCAGGACUUGCAUUAAUAAGGUACACCAUACUUUUGUAAUGUUCGCUGUGUGAGACCAAUAACUUUGUUAAGAUGAAACUGAAAUUUUGCGGUGUAAAAUAAUUUAUCAAACAUAAUUCAGAAAGCAGUGUUAGAUGACCGUAUUUAUUUAAGGAGCGUAAUAAUGUGGUAGAUUUUAAAAUGCGGGUUUGUGUGAAACAUUAAACCAGGUGUAGCAUAUACAGCACUGUAAGCACUAUGCGCUUGUGCUUUUCGUGUGUAUUAAUCGAACGCACAUUUAAAAAUGCAGUUUGUCUUGUUCAUUUCAACAUUUGCUUGCUUGUAAUAUUGACAAGUCUAGUCAGCAUUUCUCCAGUGUGCACUGUAUGAUAAUUCAAGACAUAACCAAGAUUCUUUUAAAUUGUGCAUGAAGUCCAUACUGUGAAUGCAGCAAAAUAAUUGGAUUGUUGGUCGCAGCGUGCAAGUUUACUGGAGGUUUUGUUGAUUGGAAAAAAUGUUCUUUACUGUAUUAGGUCCCUUAUGAAACCACUUUAUUCAUACGAAAUCGAAUCCUUUCUUGAAUUAUGCUGGAUAUUUAUGGAUGUUGAAAGGCUAUAAAACCCCUAAUGAAAGUUUUUAGCAAUAUUACUUUUUUUUUUUUUGCAUGUUGUUCAUCUCGAAGCCUUGAUUUGCAAUAAUAAUUCGCAGGAGAAGGUUUAUGGUUCAACUUUUCUAGGUAAAGACUAUUUGAUCAUGUGAAGUUUGCUGUGUUUGUCCAAAUGCUGAUUGCUUUGGAUGUGUGCAUGGCCUGAUGAAUUUCCUGUCCAUGCAAUAUCUUCUGCUUCAGUAACCUUCUUUCACUUACUAUACUGGUUUUGAUCAGGUAUGACGUGUGCCAAGUUACACCUCCAAGUUUGAAAAAAAAAAACUUAACAGGGAUGAAAAGAAGACUCCCAUUGCAUAGCAGCUGGAUCAAUUCCUGGUUCAACUAUGAGUUUUUAAUAGGACACACCUGAGCUUGUUACCUGUACACUGUGGCUCAUCAAGCUCAUAGUAAAACCAGGAAAGGGUGAAACUGCUAUACAGUAGGAUUGUUAUUUCCAUCCCUGCAAUACAAAUGUUUGUGUUCAGAAGGCUGGAUUUUUAGUUCUGAAACUGUUAUGCUGCCAACAACACUGUAUUUAUAUGUCUAAAUGAACGUUUUACCAAAACAUUGUACCAAAAUAUCCGACAGAGCCAUAUGUACAGAGGAUGCCAAUGCAUGCUUGCCUUAAUACGUUAUUUAAAACAUGUUGGCAGAUCUGCUGCCAGAGUACGAAAAAAGAAUGUGUAAACUAGUGGCUGCCGUGUGUGUGUUUUGUUCUAAUAAAAAAGAUGUUGUGAAACAAA
Molecule: messenger RNA, 3057 nt
Organism: Acipenser ruthenus (sterlet)
Lineage: Eukaryota; Metazoa; Chordata; Actinopteri; Acipenseriformes; Acipenseridae
Product: beta-parvin
Exons: 13
Coding region: 33-1151 (372 amino acids)
Biological process (GO): substrate adhesion-dependent cell spreading; lamellipodium assembly; actin cytoskeleton organization
Cellular component (GO): focal adhesion; lamellipodium; cytoplasm
Molecular function (GO): actin binding
Source: RefSeq, a predicted model, not a curated record